AUGGCCAAGGAGCCCACCACCGAUGAGCAGCCGGAGGGCAGCAACAAUGGCAGCAACAAUGGCAGCAGCCGCAGCGCCAGCGGUUCCCCGACCGCGAAGCCCAAGAAGAGCGUGACGUGGUCCACCAUCACCGUGCACGAGUUCGGCGUCGGGCUGGGCGGCAGCGCCGUGUCCAACAAGGGCGGCCCGUCCAUCGGCCUCGCGGAUACGCCCGAGUUCACGUGGACGACCCGCGUGGGCGAGAUGGCCGAGUGCGUGGAGGGCGUGCAUCGCUUCUCGCCCAACCAGCGCAUCCGCCUGCUGCAGGCCGCCGGCAUCCCGGACGGCAUCAUCACGCGCCACGCACGGGAGACCAACAUCAUCCUGGGUUCGCGUCGUCGGUCGAAGAUGAGCUGGGACGAAAGCGAGCUGGACGAGGAGGAAGAGGAGGAGGAGGAGGAGCAACACGAGUGCCAGGAGCCGCUCCGCAAGCGCAGCGCAGGCCAGGCAGGCAUGCUGGAGCGCCCGUGCGCCGUCUAUUUGCGGCGGCCGCGCAUGAUCCCGGUCAACUACGUGUAG
This is a messenger RNA of Phytophthora sojae, 558 nucleotides long. RefSeq lists its product as hypothetical. The record is from RefSeq and is a predicted model, not a curated record. Bases 1 to 558 code for a protein of 185 amino acids. The transcript has a single exon. Lineage: Eukaryota; Oomycota; Peronosporomycetes; Peronosporales; Peronosporaceae.